GUAAGGCUUCUGAUUAUUUAUAUGAUUAUAUAGAGUCCUGUACAUAUUAAGAAUUAUUAUUAAAUAUGAGGUUUAUAUUGCAAACCAUUAAAAUAUUGUUAAGUUAUAAAUCCAACAGUUGACAAAUGUCGUCAAUAGAUGUCACAGGCUAACAAAAUUACAUCGCGGUAGCGUUGUGUGUAAAAAUUUGUAUAAGAAGUCCAAAGUAAUUAUGAAUAAAUCAAGAACCAAACGCAUCAAUGUAAAAUUGGCAGAUUAAAGCAAAGUGUGAACAAAGUUAGCCUGUUUAAUUUAUAUGUCUGACACCCAAAAGGUCAGAAGCGGGAUAAAUAAGGCUCUAGAAAACUAACCUUACUACGCCCACGGAUCGGUAAAACUUACGCUCAUCAUCUGUGACGUGGAGGACGACACUAGCCGAGGAGAAGGGUCUGGUGCUCGGCUAGUAAGAGGAAGUGGCUUAAUGAUAAAAGGAGCCCAUGUGCUUAGUCGAGGGGAAGGACUAACACAUAGGGAAUGACCAAGGAGCAUCCGAGGCUGAGGAUGUAGGUCACAUGUGCUUAGUCGAGGGGAAGGGCUAACACAUGGGAGUGACCAAGGAGCAUCCAAGGCUGAGGGUGUAGGUCAACAGGGAAGGAUUGGGAGGAUGAGCUCGCGGAUAGAGCAAGGAGCAUCCGAGGUUAGGAUGUAGGGUCCAUGUGCUUAGUCGAGGGGAAGGACUAACACAUGGGAGUGACCAAGGAGCAUCCGAGGUUAAGGAUGUAGGUCAACAGGAAAGGAUUAGGAGGAUGUGCUCGAGGAUAGAGCAUGGAGCAUCCGAGGUUGAGGAUGUAGGGCGACAGGAAAGAAUUAGAAGGAGGAGCUCGAGCAUAGAGCAAUAUGUAACAUUUGAUAAAAUGGACAAGGACACGAUGAUUCGAAGAGAACGGUUGCGUGGAAAGCGAUCGAGUGAACGACGAUCGCGUAAGCAGCGGUCGAGCAGGCAACAAUCAAGCGGCUCUGAUGACAGGGACGAAUACGAAAGAAGGAGAUGGAAAACAAGGACAAGGACAGGACAGAGGAGACGGCAUGUGUCUUCCUCUUCAGGAUCUGAUAUGGGGUCACCGCAGCUUCCGCGCAAGGUUGAGCGUGGUAAGGAGGACGACGGUUCAGAUACAAAGGUAUUAGUAGAUAAAUUCUUGAAUAUUCUUGACAAAAUAAAAGGUUCAGAUAAGCCCAAACUUACGUUCAACACAAAUGUUAUCCCCGAAUUUGACCCAAUGGCAAAGGAACAAACUAUCCUUACUUGGCUGACGAAAGUGGAAGAAUGAGCUCACAUAUAUGGGUGGGAAGACAGGGAAAUUAUCCACUAUUCCUUGCCCAAGCUUUCUGGUGUCGCUAAAACUUGGUAUCAGGGCUUAUCUAGCCUAUUAGUUUACAUGGACUGAGUGGAAACAAAAACUUAUAGAAUCUUUUCCCCAAAGCGAGAACUAUGCUGAGUUAUUGCAUAAAAUGUUAGCAAAAACAGUUAGAUACGGUGAGUCGUUUGAACAUUACUAUCAUGCGAAAAUGAACUUGUUAAAUCGUUGCAAAAUUUAUGGCAAGGAAGUGGUAGACUGU
Molecule: messenger RNA, 1596 nt
Organism: Bombyx mori (domestic silkworm)
Lineage: Eukaryota; Metazoa; Arthropoda; Insecta; Lepidoptera; Bombycidae
Exons: 2
Coding region: 786-1307 (173 amino acids)
Source: RefSeq, a predicted model, not a curated record